Molecule: messenger RNA, 1779 nt
Organism: Hibiscus syriacus
Lineage: Eukaryota; Viridiplantae; Streptophyta; Magnoliopsida; Malvales; Malvaceae
Product: protein BREVIS RADIX-like
Exons: 7
Coding region: 581-1597 (338 amino acids)
Source: RefSeq, a predicted model, not a curated record
UAAAUACCGCGCCCUUAAUUUGUUUGGUCUCUUGUCUCUCCGAGUGUUUUUGUCUCGAUUUCUUUCUUCUUCUUUUUUAAUUUUUUUCUAUUUUUGGAUUCAUUUGCCAAAAUCUAAAUCCCCGAGCUUUUCAAAUCCAAAGCUUUCCGUUUUUGGGAAGGUCUCGGAUUCUCGGCCGAUAUAUCGCCUGCAUUUUUGUCACCCUAUCGAUAUAUUGUUGUACGUUUUCUGCUUAUCAUUUGUCUUCAAUUUCUCAAGAUUGUUCAACUCAUAUUCUUAUCUGAAAUCCAUUCAAAGAUUUUAAAGCUUUUUCUGAUAUUUCAAGCUUUAGAAGAAAGAAGAAAAAUUUCGUCGUUCAAUCGCUAACAUAUUCAAUGGCUUUACUGUGUUAUUAAAGUCGGCCAGCCCAUCAGUUUUGAUUCGUAGCUGUGCAAGAAGAGGAAGAAGAAGAGCAGAGCAGAGGAAAUGAAAUUAGAGAUAUAAAGAAAGACAGCUAAGAAAAGAAAACAGCGUUUGAGAGGAUCGAGGACGAAGACAACAGGAAAAGUAUAAAUCAAAAGCAAAGAAAGAAAGAGAGAAAAUGUUUACGUGCAUAGCGUGCACAAAGCAAAUGGCCGAUGGAGGGGAAGAAGCAGAUGGAGCGCGUGCAAGUGGCACGCCUAGCACUAAAGAGGCUGUCAAAAGACUGACCACACAGAUCAAGGAUAUGGCAUUGAAAUUUUCUGGAGCUUACAAGCAAUGCAAGCCCUGCACAGGCUCCAGCAGCUACAAGAAAGGAAGUCGACCGUAUCCCGAUUUUGAUGCCGCUUCGGAAGGGGUUCCAUACCCCUACAUGGGUGGAAGCACUAGUUCAACGCCUGCAUGGGACUUCGUCAGCGCCAAUCAUCAUCCAGGAAGAUCAGACUCGAGAUUUACCGGCGCAUUCAGUGGCGAUAGAACUCCGGGAUAUCCAGAGUCUUUCUCCGCCCAGGAUUUGGUGUUGGAGGAUGAGGAUGAGCCUAAGGAAUGGAUGGCACAGGUGGAACCUGGUGUUCAUAUAACUUUUGUGCCCCUUCCUAAUGGAGGAAAUGAUCUAAAACGGAUUCGAUUCAGCCGGGAGAUGUUCAACAAGUGGCAAGCACAACAGUGGUGGGGUGAGAAUUAUGAUAGAAUCAUGGAGCUCUAUAAUGUACAGAGAUUUAAUCGUCAGGCAUUACAUACUCCCCAAAGGUCUGAAGACGAGACGCAAAGGGAUUCCUGUAAUUCAAGGAUGGGAUCUGCGAUGGAAAGUCCCAUGCCUCAUUGGACGCCAAGAAACAACUAUAAACCUUACGGUGCAGGGCAUAGUGGUGGCACAAGAGGUGAUGCAUCGUUUGAUGCUGCACGAACGACAACCUCGUCGAGAGACGAUCCUUCUGUUUCGGUGAGCAAUGCGAGUGAAAUGGAGGCUGAAUGGGUUGAACAAGAUGAACCCGGGGUUUAUAUUACCAUCAGACAGUUGGUAGAUGGCACCAAAGAACUCAGGCGUGUCAGAUUCAGCCGCGAAAGAUUCGGAGAAGUAAAUGCAAAGCAGUGGUGGGAGGAGAACAGAGAUAGGAUACAGGCACAAUACCUUUAAAUUUUGUAACAGUAUUGGUUACAAAUGGACGAUCAGCGGUAAAUGCGUUUAGCAUUUAGAUGUUCCCUCUCAAUUUUGGCUGUGAAAACACGUAGUGGGUAAAUAGUACUACUACAAGGCAACUGGGGUUUUGUCACCUUUGCUUAUGACAAAAACUCUCGACUAAUAAUGUUAUUUCACUC